CGUGAGGAGCCGUAGCCUGGAGGGGGGAUACCGGCCCGCCGCCGUGAGGGGCCGCGGCCCGUCUCCGGCGCAGAGAUGAUCGUGACGCCCCGGCGGUACCCCGGCCGCCGGCCGGGAGAGCUGCCGUUCAAGUCGGUGCCCCUGGACAGCAUCCCCGCGGGCACGCUGACCCCGCUGAAGGAGUUCCUGAGGCGUCAGGGCGCCGUGGAGGUGGGCGCGGAGCCGGCGGGCCGCGGGGAGAGGAGACCGGCGGCCGGCGGCGUCUUGCAGUCCACGCUGGUGGCGGGCGGCGGGGGCCAGCCGGAGCCGCUGGAUGUCAGCGAGAUCCCGCCCGGGCCCCAGCGGUGGCUGAAGCGCCCGGCCUGCGAGCCGCCCCCCAGCGAGUCCCCGGCCAAGAUCUUCCAGCGGAUGAAGGCCAAGGCCCAGCAGCAGCCCCGGGGCUGCGGCACCGACUCCAUCCUGACCCCCGCCCCGAGGCCCGCCGCCGCGCUGGCCCGGCUGCCGCAACCCGCUGAGGCGGAGGGCCGGCAGGGACCCGCCGGGACGCCCAGGGGCAGUGUCCGGCCGGAAAAAGAACUAGUUUGCAAUGGGUUUCCCAAGAACCAGAUUGCAAAGGUACAGACCGUACACCCCCUGGUGCAGGAGUCCCCUCAGAAGUUCUUCUUGCGUGUAAAGCAGAAACUGCAGCAGCAGCAAAAAGAUCGAGCACCUUCAAACCUGGUCAAGCAGAAUGUUCCUCCUCCCACAGCUACAGAAAAGCCAUUGGUCAAAUCUGCCUUUGCUGAGCCGCUCAGGAGGGACCCUGCAGAGCCCGUGGCUGCUGAGAAGGAUGAUCAGGAUGAUUUCCUUGUGGAAUCAAUGGAUGCUGAUGAUGAAAUGUCUCAAAAUACUGCUUCUGUGAUUAUAAGCCCUCCCCCUUUUAAAAGUGGGGAUUGGUUAGGAGAAAGGUGGAGAAAUGGAGAAGCAAAAGAACUUCAUCAAGAGAGAAGAGAAUUGCAGCCAAGCAAAGAGCAACCUGCUCAGGGAGGAGAGAAGAUACAGGAGACUAAUCCUCAAAAGCCCUUGCCGUGCUUAUGUAGCAUCAUGCUCUCUUCUCCCAAAAUCCACAUUCCGAGGAGGCAAAAGCCAAAAGAAGCCCGUGCAGAUCAAGUUGCUGGCAAAGCAGACAAAGAGAAAAAUGUCUGCCUAACCAGUUGGAGAAUUAAAGUGAUGGAUGGUAACACUGCAAUAUGUGUUGAAGGAAAACGGAAAGAUAUGAGAGACCUGCCUUGGCACAGCAACGCCAUUGUGGAACGCGUAGCGCACAACCAAGUUCAAACCUCAUCUGGCAACAUCUACCUGCUGCAGGGAAAUAUAGACUCAGCUUCCAUGAGGAAAGAAGGAUUUCCCUACCGUUUCAUCAAGAGAUUCAUGUAUGGGUUUUCCAAAAAGUGGAAGGAAUAUGUUGAGGAGUUUCUUGAGGAAAGAAGAAGGAAGGAACGAAAACAAAAUGGUGAUGAGGAUGACACUGAAGAGAGCGAGGCAGUGGUGGGCACAGAUGUGUUAAUAAAUGGAAAAGGCUCAGCAAGAAAUGCAAAGAAACCUGAAAGGAGAAACACCACCUAUGAAGUAUUGCCGAAGAACGAUGAAAACACUUAUGUAACCCCAGUGCACAAUUCCACCCUGAACAGCUCCAACGGAGUUUACACGCGCAGCGGCCGCCUGGUCAAACCCCCACUGAGUUUCUGGUGUGGGCAACGGGAGGUUGUGGAUCAGGGGCUGAACGUGACUAUAGAAAAAGGCGGAGUGGAUUACCUGAGCAUGAUGUUCAGCAGUAAGAGAUUCCAAAGACAGACCAGUUCCAUCUCCAAGAAGAAUAAAAAAAAGGAAGUAAUGAAGAGAACAGAAGAAACAGCAAAAAUCCAAAGGAAAGGGGAAAACAAUGAAAAAAGAGUCAGUUCCAAACCAGGGAGCAAGGGGGCCAGGCACUUCGUGUCGGAUGAGGAGGAGAGCGAUGGCGCUGUCAGUAGCACAAAGACUGUAACACAGCUCUCUGUUAGGCUGACUCCCUUUAAAGCUGGGGCACCAGUCAAACCCAGCCAUCCCAGCACAACGCCAGGAGCAGGGAAGGAGCAAGGAGGAAGGGACUCCACGGAACUGAGUGCCUUCCAGCAGGGCUACAGGUACUCCUUAAGGUCGGCCAAACAACUGCUUCAAGACAAGGGUUUAACAGAACCGUUAAGCAAAGAUGAGGAAGAGGGAUCCAGUGAAGACAUCCCACUGGCUAUCAAAAGGAAAAAUAACCCUUUCUCUAAAAAAGUCAGUCAAAACUCUGAAUCUUCCUCUAACUGUAGAAGUUCACAGGAUGGUGCAGACACGGUGUUGGGUGAACCCAGGACAGUACAACACUCUGCUGCCUCCCGUAACACGCCCAUCAGGCAAAGUCUGCCCGGCUCCAGUGAUGGGUCUGAUUUGCUUGAAGGGAAAAAUCCCAGUCCUUCCCACCUGCCUUCUCGGGUAAUGCAGAUAAGAAGCAGAACCAACCUUCCCAGGUAUUUUUUUGAUUCUGACACAGAGACUGAAAGCAGUGGAGAGGAAUUUCAAGUAAAAGAAAAGAAUUCAAAAGUACCUGGUAAAAACCCAAGUGGUAAAGUUUUUAAUAAUGCCAAGUCUUCAGCACCAAAAGCAAGAGAAGCUGAGAGGGAAAAGGUGCAGAAACCUCUAGAGCUCUUCCCGCGGGCAGCUGAUGGCUGGUCUGAAAAGGAAUUGCUGAAGCUCCACAGGGCCAUCGCCUCCUUCCCAAAGCACAGGAGCGGGUUCUGGGUGGAGGUGGCCAUGGCGGUGGGCUCUCGCUCCGCAGAGGAGUGCCAGCAGAAGUACGUCCAGGAACAACAGGCCAAAGGUUCCAGGGCCCGCUCCAAGAAGAGCACUGCUCCAGGAAAAGCAGAACAGAAAGAUAAGAAAGAGCCAGUUGCCAUAACUGCCAAAGUGGGGACCUUAAAGAGAAAGCAGCAGGUGAGGGAUUUCCUGGACCAUUUGCCGAAGGACAACCACGACGAUAUCUUCACUGCGACGCCCUUUCAGAACAGAAGAAUAAAGCUGCCAGCGUUCCGGGGAAGCCAGGAUGAUGAUGAUGACUUUGCCCUUACGGACAACCCCAUCACGCCUUCCUCAUCCAUCUUCCCUACGGCCAAAACCCCUCAGUGUGAGCACAUCAGCCCGGGAAUGCUGGCGCCCAUCAACAGGAACUACUACGACAGGCACAUGCUGCGGAUGCAGAAGGCGGCACCAGGCAGCCGAGGCAGCUGGGACAAGGUGAAGAAGAUGACGGUAACGCUGCUUUCCUUCACCCCUACUCCCACCUCAGCCACGCAGAGCUGAGCCAGGCAGCAGCCACA
This is a messenger RNA of Calidris pugnax (ruff), 3377 nucleotides long. Its product is annotated as mis18-binding protein 1-like. NCBI's taxonomy places the organism in Eukaryota, Metazoa, Chordata, Aves, Charadriiformes, Scolopacidae. The record is from RefSeq and is a predicted model, not a curated record. The transcript is spliced from 14 exons. The coding region runs from base 76 to 3360 and encodes 1094 amino acids.